Molecule: messenger RNA, 4620 nt
Organism: Budorcas taxicolor (takin)
Lineage: Eukaryota; Metazoa; Chordata; Mammalia; Artiodactyla; Bovidae
Biological process (GO): proteolysis; virion assembly; DNA integration
Molecular function (GO): zinc ion binding; nucleic acid binding; RNA-DNA hybrid ribonuclease activity
Source: RefSeq, a predicted model, not a curated record
AUGGCGCCGCUGUACCCCAUUUUACAAGGGGGAACAGAGGAAGAACUUCUCUUCCCACCCCCUUACCAACCCCUCGAGCCACCGCAGGCCCCUGCUAUCCCUCCACCUAGGGCUGAUGCAUCAGAAGGGGGGCCCACAAAAAAUACUCGCCAUAGGCCAGCCAUGUCUCCAGCAGGGCCAGUAGACUCAACUGUUGCCCUCCCUUUACGAGUGGCCGGUCCCCCUGAUGAGGAAGGGAACCAACCUCAUCCAUACUGGCCCUUCUCUACUAGUGACCUAUAUAACUGGAGAUCCCAGAAUGCUAAGUUCUCAGACAACCCUAGAGACCUAACUAACCUUCUAGAGAGUGUGCUUUUUACUCAUCAGCCCACCUGGGACGACUGCCAACAGCUGCUCCAGAUUCUCUUCACCACGGAAGAGAGAGAGAGAAUACAGAAUGAGGCCCGUAUAAAGGUCCCAGGGGCAAAUGGAGAACCCACCACUAAUAGAGAUGAAAUUAACGCCUCUUUUCCUCAAUCGCUACCUGACUGGGAUUACAAUAUGGCACAAGGUAAGGAGAGGCUCCGGGUCUACCGCCAGACUCUGUUGGGGGGGCUCAAGGCAGCUGCAUGGAAACCCACUAACCUAGCUAGAGUAGGAGAUGUUCAACAAGGCCCCACUGAGAGUCCAGCCGCUUAUCUGGAAAGGCUGAUGGAGGCCUUUAGACAAUACACCCCCAUGGACCCAGAAGCAGAAGGCACUCAGGCUGCUUUGAUAAUGCAUUUUGUCAACCAGGCAGCUCCAGACAUCAGGAAAAAGUUACAAAAACUAGAAUGCCUGGGUGAAAAGAGUAUCCAGGAUUUAAUAACAGUGGCAGAAAGGGUCUACAAUAUUCAAGAGACCCCCAAAGAAAAACAAGCUAAGGCAGCAGACCUCCAGACCCACAAUAUGGCGUGCAUCCUGCUAGCGGCAACAGUUCCUGAUUUGGGAGAAAGGGAGCGCCAGCUGCAUCGCCUAGCGGCUGAAGGUAAGAGCCACCCCUGUAUGCGACCAGCAUUAGGAAAGAACCAAUGCACCUAUUGUAAGGAGGAAGGACACUGGGCCAAAGAAUGCCCUAAGAAAAAGAAGGGACCAUGAAAGACCCCUAUCCUGGCUGUCAAUGAACUGAGCGACCAGGGGAGAUGGGGUUCAGCACCCCUGCCUGAACCCAGGGUAACCCUAAGAGUGGAGGGGACCCCAAUUGACUUCCUUGUCGACACAGGGUCUCAAUAUUCAGUUUUGCUGGAGGCCGAAGGGAAACUGGCCGGAAAGACUUCAUGGGUGCAGGGGGCCACUGGGAUGAAACAAUAUCAAUGGACUACCCAAAGAUCGGUGGAUUUGGGCACAGGCCGGGUAUCCCACUCCUUUAUGGUCAUCCCAGAAUGCCCCUUCCCACUGUUGGGAAGAGACUUAUUAACCAAGAUGGGAGCUCAAAUUCACUUCCUCCCAGGAGAAACUAAAAUACUUGAUUAGGCGGGCAGUCCGAUUCAAGUACUGACAAUUCAAUUAGAGGAUGAAUAUCGGCUGCACAAAAAACCAACUCUUCCCCAAACGGACAUCCAGGAGUGGCUAGAUGAAUUCCCUGAAGCAUGGGCCGAGACAGGGGGAACCGGCUUGGCUAGGCACCGCCCUCCUAUAUAUAUAGAUCUCAAGCCAGGGGCCAAUCCUGUCCAAGUCAGACAAUAUCCUAUGACCUUAGAGGCCCGACAGGGAAUCACCCCCCAUAUCUGCAGGCUCCUAGCCCAGAAAAUCUUGAGACCCUGUCAGUCGGCAUGGAACACUCCCCUGCUCCCUGUUAAAAAAACAAAUUCUCAUGACUAUCGGCCAGUAAAGGACCUGCGGGAAGUUAACCGCCGAGUUCUAGAUAUUCAUCCUACGGUGCCAAACCCAUACAACUUCUUGAGCUCGCUCCCGCCAGAUCAUCACUGGUAUACAGUCCUAGAUCUAAAAGACGCUUUCUUUAGUCUAUCCCUGGCACCCAAGAGCCAGGAGCUUUUCGCCUUUGAGUGGCCCGACCUGCAAGAGGGGAUCAACGGACAGCUGACCUGGACGCGACUGCCACAGGGAUUUAAAAAUUCUCACUCCGUCUUCAAUGAGGCCCUCCAUGAAGACCUGGGUGAGUUUAGACAACAGCAGCCCCAACUAACCUUGUUGCAAUACGUAGAUGACCUCUUAAUUGCAGCAAAAGACCAACAGACUUGCCUCAUGGGCACCCGAGAACUAUUGCAGACCGUUGGAAAAUUAGGGUACCGAGCCUCAGCCAAAAAGGCUCAUAUAUGCCAACCAGAGAUCACCUACUUAGGGUAUGUGUUAAAAGAAGGACAGAGGUGGCUGUCAGAGGCACGAAAGGAGACAGUACUCAAAAUACCGACCCCAGACUCACCUCGAAGGGUGAGAGAAUUCUUGGGGUCUGCUGGCUUCUGCCGUCUUUGGAUUCCAAACUAUGUGGAACCGGCUAAAUCCUUAUAUGAAGCCACCAAAAGUACCACCCCUUUCAGCUGGACAGAACAGAUGGAGGCCGCCGUCAAAACUAUUAAGACGGCUCUGCUGUCAGCCCCCGCCCUAGGGUUGCCUGACGUCACAAAACCCUUUCUCCUGUAUGUGGAUGAAAAACAAGAAGUAGCAAAAGGGGUGCUGAGGCAACAUUUGGGACCUUGGAAAUGGCCAGUGGCCUACUUGUCUAAACGCCUAGACCCCGUAGCAUCAGGCUGGCCCCCAUGCCUCCACAUGAUUGCGGCAGUGGCCCUAAUGGUCAAAUAUGCAGACAAACUGACACUAGGGCAGGAGUUACAUAUCACCGCCCCCCAUGCCAUUGAGGGCAUACUGAAACAACCCCCAGAUAGAUGGAUCAGCAACGCUCGGCUGACCCACUACCAGGGACUACUGCUAAACCCCUCCAGAAUCAUCUUUCUACCGCCUACUGCUCUCAAUCCGGCUACGUUGCUUCCUAACCCUGACUUAGAAGCCCCAUACAUGACUGCAAGUGACAUACUAGCCCAGGUGCAUGGGACGCGAGAGGACUUGCAAGAUCGCCCCCUGGUGGAUGUUGAGGUCACCUGGUGUACAGACGAGAGCAGUUUCGUUCGAGGUGGACUCAGGUAUGCCAGGGCGGCCGUAACCAUGGAAACCCAAAUUGUGUGGGCAGAAGCACUACCUCCGGGUACUUCGGCUCAAAGGGCUGAACUAAUCACCCUAACAAAAGCCCUCCAGUUGGGGAAGGACAAAAAGCUUAACAUCAUUACCAAUAGCCAAUACACUACUGCCCACAUACACGGAGCCAUCUACAGAGAGAGGGGACUCCUCACGGCCGAGGGUAAGAUGAUUAAAAACAAAGAAGAAAUAAAAGCUCUCCUCUCAGCAUUAUGGCUUCCUAAAAAACUAGCCAUAAUACACUGCCUGGGGCACCAGAAGCCAGACACCCCGAUCUCAAGGGGAAACAACUUGGCGGACAGGGCAGCCAGGGAUGCAGCCCAGAAUACCGUGAUAGAGGCCACUCUUCAGCUGCCUGACCCUGGGAGCCCUCCUCUCUCUCUAAUCCUCCCAGAAGAACUAGGAGAACCAGUAUUACUAAAAAUGCAUCAUGCCACUCAUCUGGGAACCCGCAAGAUGCAAGACCUGAUUAGACAUGCCAAGAUUAUCAUGAAAGAUGUCAGGAUGAUAAUAGGAGACAUCGUAUCAAACUGCAAAGCAUGCCAGCUCACGAAUGCUGUCCCUCAUCUGGCCAACCAAGGAAUUAGAGAACGGGGCACAAGACCAGGAGCUUACUGGGAGGUGGACUUCACUGAGGUAAAACCGGGUAAAUAUGGAUACAAAUACCUGUUGGUGUUCAUAGAAGAAGCUUUCCCCACCAAGAGAGAAACAGCACAGGUGUCAGCCAAAAAGCUGACUGAAGACAUCUUGCCACGGUUUGGGUUUCUGGCACAGGUGGAGUCAGAUAAUGGGCCAGACUUCAUGUCUCAGGUAAGCCAGGGGGUAGCCUGGGCUUUGGGGGCUAGAUGGAAGCUGCACUGUGCCUAUAGGCCCCAGAGCUCAGGGCAAGUGGAAAAGAUGAAUAGGAUGCUUAAAGAGACAUUAACAAAACUAGUUGCUGAGACUGGCAGGGACUGGGUGGCUCUCCUCCCCUUUGCCCUGUACCGGGUGCGGAACUCACCCUAUCAACUGGGACUCACCCCUUUUGAAAUCAUGUAUGGGAUACCUCCCCCAAUAAUCCCUAACCUAAAGGCAGAAGUGUUAAAAUAAAUAGAUGCAGAGUUGCUUUUUUGUCUCCAGUCCUUACAAUACUCCCACAGGGACACAUGGAAGAGGCUCAAAGCGCUAUAUGAAUCAGGCCCUGCACCUGAACCUCACCGCUACCAGCCAGGAGACUGGGUGUACAUGCGCCACCAUCGCCAAGAGACCCUAGAGCCUAGGUGGAAGGGACCCUUCCUUGUCGUCUUGACGACACCAACUGCUCUCAAAGUUGACGGCAUCUCUUCUUGGGUCCACUACACCCACACACGACCUGUGGACCUGUUCGCCUUACGAGAAGAGUUCCUCCUGCAGUGGAAGGCUGAAUUGGACAAAACUAACCUGCUCAAGCUAAAACUGCGAAGACAAAAGUAG